Molecule: messenger RNA, 1664 nt
Organism: Hydractinia symbiolongicarpus
Lineage: Eukaryota; Metazoa; Cnidaria; Hydrozoa; Anthoathecata; Hydractiniidae
Product: ATP-dependent DNA helicase PIF1-like
Exons: 1
Coding region: 22-1071 (349 amino acids)
Biological process (GO): DNA repair; telomere maintenance
Molecular function (GO): DNA helicase activity
Source: RefSeq, a predicted model, not a curated record
UUUUUACCCGAUGAAUCUUCCAUGAUUCCUAAGCAUGCUUUUCAUGUAAUAGAUCGUCUUCUUAAAGACAUUUGCAAUAGCGAACUUCCAUUUGGAGGUAAAGUUGUUCUUUUAGGUGGUGAUUUUUCACAGUUAUUGCCUGUUGUCAGAAAAGGAAAACCAACUGAGAUUGUUGACAUGUGCUUAAAAAGUUCUCCACUAUGGCAUUUGGUAACAGAAUUUAGAUUAACUCGCAACAUGAGAACGAGGCCAGGAGAACAAGAAUUUGCUGCAUGGCUUCUGCAACUUGGGAAAGGUGUUUUACCUGUUCGGGAACAACCACCAUUCCAAGGUGCAAUUGAGGUGCCACCCAAUUGUGUGUUACAACAAAAUCAAUGUAUUGUUGAUAUUUUGUUUAGGGAUUUUCACCCAGAAAAUAUGGUAUCAUCUGUAAUACUAACACCUACAAAUGAUGAUUCACUUCUCAUUAAUGAUCAGGUGUUGGCGUUAUUGCCGGAUGAAGAAAAAAAUUAUUUCAGUGCAGAUGAUGUUGUUUGUGAUGAUGAGGAGGAACGGAAUCGAUAUCCGGUGGAAUUUUUAAAUAGUAUCACACCCUCAGGUAUGCCUCCUCAUUGUCUUAAAUUAAAAUCUGGUGCUAUUGUUAUGUUAUUAAGAAACAUAAACAUAAAUAAAGGUUUAUGUAAUGGCACUCGCCUAAUUGUAAGACGUCUUCACGACAACUGUGUCGAUGCUGAAGUACUUACUGGGAAUGCUAUUGGUGAUCGAGUACUUAUUCCAAGGCUGCAACUUGCACCUUCGGAUACAGGUAUGCCUUUUGUUUUGCGUCGUAGACAGCUUCCACUAAGGCACUCUUAUGCUAUGACAAUAAACAAGGCACAAGGUCAAACUUUUGAAAAGGUUGGUAUAUUGUUGCGCAGGCCAUGUUUUUCUCAUGGUCAGCUGUAUGUUGCUUUUUCUAGAGCAAGAGCAUUUGGUGAUGUUAGAGUAAGUGUUGUUCCCUCAUCAAAGCAAGGAUUUUUUAAUGGGAAAUGUUAUACUCCGAAUAUUGUUUACCGUCAAAUUCUGAAUUGAGAAUAUUUUUCUUAUCAUUUGGAUCAGAGCAUGUAUAUAUUACAUUUUUCAGCACACUUCUAUCGUCUAUAUGUCCACAUGUUAUGUACAACCUUGCUGACGUGGACGUUAUAGGUGUGUCGUGCUAUAGUACACUAUAUGUGCGUCUGUCAGUCCUACUGUACAGGGACAUGAGAACAGAUGUAUUAGUGGUUUUUAAUUACAAUGACAUGUCAAUGCAGUAUAAACAUUCUUUUGAAGUGUCAUUUACUUGGCUAUAUGUUGCUCCUUUAAUUACGAUAUAAUUUUUUGAAAGAAAUGGUAUUUGGUAUAUUUUCGUUAUCUGCCAAAAAAAUAUAUAUAUACUCCUGCAAUUUCCACCUCUAUUAUCGAUAUAUUUAAAAUCCAUCAAUUCUACCUAAUUUUCUCUUUUCAUUAAUUUUGUCUUCUCUAAGUUAUUAAAUGAUUUAAAAUGUGAUUUUUAGGCGUUUUUAUGCAUUGUAAACACGAAGCCUAUACUCUUCUGAUACAAUGUUGACAACAUAUGAGCAAAUCUAUAGUAUAUUUUAUAAAUAUUUUAAUAAUACUUAAUGUAUAUUAUCUAUUAAUGCUUU